This is a messenger RNA of Microthlaspi erraticum, 2442 nucleotides long. The record is from the annotation of a GenBank genome assembly. NCBI's taxonomy places the organism in Eukaryota, Viridiplantae, Streptophyta, Magnoliopsida, Brassicales, Brassicaceae.
AUGGCCGCCAUGGAAAACGCGCAAUUUAACACCAAUUCGAUGCAGAGAGUGAAGGUAUAUCGUUUGAAUGAAGAUGGUAACUGGGAUGAUCGAGGAACUGGACUCGUCAGUAUGGACUAUAUGGAGCGAUCGCAAGAACUUGGUCUGUAUGUAGUUGAUGAAGAUGAUAAUGAGACAUUGCUUGUACACCGCAUCAGCACUGAGGAUAUCUACAGGAAGCAAGAAGACUCAAUUAUCUCAUGGAGAGACCCAGAGCGCUCAACAGAAUUGGCUUUGAGCUUUCAAGAGACUGCGGGAUGCUCUCAUGUAUGGAAUCAAAUAGCUACUAUGCAACGGAAUCUACAUUUCAGUGCUGUGAACAGCGAACAAUUUCACAACGUGAACUAUGAGUUGAGGGAGCUUCCUGAUGUCGAGCUAUCUACUCUUCCCCUCAUACACCAGAUUGUUACUGAAAGUGGCACUACAGAUCAGAUGCGGUUAACCCAACUUAUGUUGAAGGAUGUUAAUUUCUUUGGGAAUUUGAUGGGUAUAUUUGAAAUCUGUGAGGAAUCCAAUAAUGUUGAUGAUCUUCACAUGAUAUUCGAUAUUGUCAAAGGCAUCAUUUCGCUCAACAGUUCUCAGAUCCUGGAGAAAAUCUUUGGGGAUAAACUGAUCAUGCAAAUUCUCGGGUGCCUUGAGUAUGAUCCCGAUGCUCCUCAGCCUCAACAUCACCGGAAAUAUCUGAGAGAGCAUGCUGUUUUGAAGGAGGCUAUACCCAUUAAGGAUCCCCUGGUCCUGUCGAAGAUACACCAAAUCUACAUAAUUGGUUAUCUGAAGGAUUUUGUUUUGGCUAGAGUACUAGAUGAUGCAAUCAAAGCUACCGUAAAAUCAGUCAUCGAUGCAAUCAAAGCUACCGUUGUUACACGUCUGAGGGAUGACAGCACCUUUAUCCAAGAGUUAUUUGCAACGUUGCGGUCACCUACGACAUCUGUGGAAUCCAGGAAUAAUUUGGUAUAUCUCUUGCACGAAUUUUGUAGUCUAAGCAAGAGCCUCCAGUUGGCGCCGCAACUACGUCUCUUUAGAGAACUUAUGAACAAAGGAAUCUUUGACAUCAUAGCAGAGCUCUUGCAGAGUCCAGAUAAGAAACUCGUAGCAACCGGGAUAGAUAUCCUCGUUUUUUUCUUGACUCCUGAUCCCAAUCUGUUGCGCUCUUAUGUUGCUCGACCGGAAACUUCCCUCCUUAGUCUCUUGGUUAAGGGAAUGAUGGAAGAUUUUGGUGAUCAGUUUUUAGAAGUUUUGCGAAUUAUACUGGAUUCAAGUGGAUUUUCUGGUGGAGUUCAGCGAGCGAAAAUCAUGGAUAUUUUCUGUGAAAAGCAUCUGCCUGAGUUAGUUGAUUUCAUAACUGCCUCAUGUCCCGAAAGGCCUGGCGAUACAUCUGAAGGUGCAUCCGGAAGAGUUGACAGCAAAACCCUAUUGAACAUUUGUGAAUUGCUGAGCUUUUGCGUUCAGCAGGAUUCAUCAAGGACAACUUUUCUCAUUGAAAAUGUGGCAGAAAAGGUUUUGCUUCUCACUCGAAGAAAGGAAAAACCAGUCGUGGCUGCUGCUAUUCGAUUUUUCCGCAAUCUCCUUUCUGUCCCUGAUGAUAAUGUCGACAGUUACGUUGUGAAGAACAACAUGCUGAAACCGAUUAUAGAUGUUCUUGUUGGCGGUGGUAACCAGGACAAUCUGCUGACUUCUGCUGUCUUGGAGCUUCUUGAGCACAUACGCAAGGCAAAUUCAUCUGUGCUGCUCAAAUACGUGGGUGAUACAUUGUGGGACCAGUUGGCUUCAUUUGAGCACCUGGCCUCCAUCCAGGACUUCAAAACGAGAUAUGAGCAGUGCUUAGAAAGUAAGGGAACAAAGAGCACCACUGUUCCAGUUGAUAUGGGAGGCAAUGAGCGCGCUCUGGAUAAACAGGAGGACAACGACGUGAAAGAAAACAGCGAUGAAGAAAAGCCAGCUUCUGCUUCUAGUACACAGAAAGAAGAAGCUAAUCCCGAUAAUUCCAAUGUAGCAGCUGCAAGUUCUGCUUCUCCGAGGUCUGGAGGUUUGGUUGAUUAUGAGGAUGACGAAGAUGGUGAAGACGGUAAACCUCAUCCGAAAAAACAGCCGGAAGUCUCAGAGGAAGAAAAGAAGGAGGAGCUUCUUAGGCUGAAAAACAAAAACCCGCCUUGCAGCGAAAAUGAGCAACAGGAGAGUCCUAAAAAACCGAGGCUCUGUUCAACAAUUGAAGGAAACAAGAACUCCACAGUGCAAGGUGGCGAAGCUAAGGAACCUGUGAGCUCUAGAAGCAGUAAGGAUGAUGGCGAUAGUUUAGAUGAAGAUAAUGACAGCAAAACUGGAACAACAGACAAAGGAGGAGAUGAUGCAUCUGCGUUGACACCUUCAGAACCAUCAGCAGAUAUGGAUUCAAGUGGAUCCUGA